This is a messenger RNA of Chrysemys picta bellii (western painted turtle), 1547 nucleotides long. RefSeq names its product NSE4 homolog A, SMC5-SMC6 complex component (gene NSMCE4A). Gene Ontology annotation, biological process: DNA repair. NCBI's taxonomy places the organism in Eukaryota, Metazoa, Chordata, Testudines, Emydidae. The record is from RefSeq and is a predicted model, not a curated record. Gene Ontology annotation, cellular component: Smc5-Smc6 complex; nucleus.
AUCCCAGCAUUACGGUAAGGGGAGGGGCUGGUCUCGCGGGAGCUGGGCGCGAGUUCUCGUGAGAUCUCGGUGCAGGCCACGGACGGAGAGCCAAGCAGGAGCGAGGGAGCCGGCUGCGGCGGGGGGAGGCCCCGAGGCGGUGAUGUCUGAAGAUGCUGGACGCGGCAGCAACUCCCUGCAGGGCAGGGGCCUGGACUCAGGCUGCCGCCAGCCUUUCGCAUCCACCUCUCGCAACGGGGCCGUGCCCGAGCACCAGCAGCGCAGGCUGGUGGGUGGCCAAGGCCGUCAGCGCCCCCUGGAGGCUGCGAACGAAGGGGGCGAUGGGGAGGAAGAGGAGUCGGAAGAGGAGCCCGGGCAGGGCAGCGAGAGAGCCGAGCCUGAUGGGAACCACACUGACAGGAGGAUGCUCCGGCACCAAUAUCGUCAGCUCAUCAACAGAGUACAGCAGAAUCGUGAGGAUAUGCUGAGUUCAAAAAGCAAUAGUUUGACAGAUGCACUACAAGAAGCCAAUAAAUUGUUCAGUGGAGUUUCCCAGGCAAGGGAGGCUGCCCUGGAUGCCCAGUUCCUUGUUUUGGCAUCAAAUCUAGGAAAGGAGAAAGCAAAUGAGUUACACUCUGAAAUGACAGUAUUUGACUCGCCAGCAUUUGCUGAAGAUUUACUAACAUUUAUGGGCCUAAAUCGUCUAGAAGGAGAAGAAAAUGAUAGCGAUGAUGAGAGCAUUGCUAAUGGAUUUUUACCUAAUAAUGCCUGGCAUAAACUGGGAGCAGAAGCAGAAAGAUAUUUCAGAAGAUCUCCUUCUUUUCACUACAUGUUGGGAUCUUUCAAGGCUGAUCCUCCUGUACCGAGGCAACGGAUUGAGAGGCAGAAAAGGAAAGCAGGAACAGAAGAAAAAAGGGCAAUGCCUGCUCAGUUGAAGAAAAUGGAGGAAUCUCAUCAGGAAGCCACAGAAAAAGAAGUAGAGAGGAUCUUGGGAUUGUUACAGACCUAUUUUAAAGACGACCCCAAUAUACCUAUUUCCUUCUUUGAUUUUGUGAUUGAUCCAAGUUCUUUUGCACGCACUGUGGAAAACAUCUUUCAUGUGUCCUUCAUUAUAAGGGAUGGCUUUGCAAGAAUAAAGCUGGAUCAGGACAAACUGCCAGUAAUAGAGCCUUCACAUGAAGAGGAAGGUAGAGAAAAUGACCAGAAUGCCCAAGUACGGAACCAAGCAGUCAUAUCUUUGAGCCAUCAAGACUGGAAGGACAUUGUAGAAACUUUUGAAAUCACAGAACCUAUGAUUCCCCCUCCUGGUAUCAGCCAAGAAAAUGAAAGUUAGGUGCCGUGAAGAAAAAAUGUGUUUUAAAAUAUUCAAAUAAGUUUUAUAUGUAUAUACUGUAUGAUAAAAUUUAUUUUUUGAUGAGAACACUAGUUUAAAUUCGAUGCUUUUUAUAUAACAAGCUUAUUGUAUCUUUUUAUUUAUACAUGUCAUUUACAGUAGUAUAGGUUGUCAUGAUACAUAAGGCAUUUUCAUCCUAUCAUGAUUUUCUUUAAUAAAGUCCUUCUGUAAUGUU